AUGUCAAACUUACAGCGUCGUAGGGUGAAUCGGGCUGAUUCUGAAGGCGAUUCGUCCGCUCAGGCGAGUGAAUUCAUCGAAUCAACGACAUCGAAGAAGGUCGCUUAUGAUCCAGAAGAAGCUAAGAUAACUGAUAACGUGAAGAUCCCGAAAUUGACUCUUAUGGAAGAAGUUUUGUUGCUUGGAUUGAGAGAUAAGGAAGGUUAUUUGUCGUUUUGGAACGACAAUAUUUCGUACGCCUUACGUGGAUGUAUUCUAAUCGAGCUUGCCCUGAGAGGCAAGAUUCGCAUUAUAGAUGAUUCUGCUAGGAAAAGAUUUGAUGUGUCGGAGAGGUUGAUUGAGGUUGUGGAUGCGAGUAAAACUGGUGAAGUUUUGCUGGAUGAAGCUUUACAAUUGAUGAAGUAUGACGACCCCUUGACUAUCGCGAACUGGAUCGAUCUCCUCAGUGGCGAGACGUGGAAUCUGCUGAAGAUCAACUAUCAGCUGAAGCAGGUCAGGGAAAGAUUAGCCAAAGGGCUUGUCGACAAGGGUGUUUUGAGGACAGAGAUGAAGAACUUCUUUCUCUUUGACAUGGCGACUCAUCCAGUUACAGACACUAGUUGCAAGGAAGCCCUCAAGCGCAGAGUACUUUCCGUGCUAGUUUCAAGGAAUAUGGAGCUGAAUUACAAUGAUUACUUUCCAGAGACUACAUCUUUCAAGUUCAUAAGGACAAUUGCAUUAAUAUGCGGUGCCUACCGUGCUAAUGUACUCGAAAACGUCCUGACGUCACUGGAUUACGAGAAGAGAGAUCGUGCAAUUGCAAGAGCUGAUGAACUUCUUGAACAAUAUGCACAGUACCCGUUUGCUUUGGAUAAGGCAACGGAAUCCGGUCUUUCAAUCAACUUGAGCCAAGAAGUGAAAGAAGAGAUCAAUGAGAAUAAAAACUGCGCAUUACAGCUGGAAGUGGUGGCUGGUGUAUUCGAAGUCUUCUCAAGGAUGGACAUGCUAUUGUAA
This is a messenger RNA of Torulaspora globosa, 993 nucleotides long. RefSeq names its product Vps74p (gene VPS74). The record is from RefSeq and is a predicted model, not a curated record. Bases 1 to 993 code for a protein of 330 amino acids. Gene Ontology annotation, molecular function: phosphatidylinositol-4-phosphate binding. Lineage: Eukaryota; Fungi; Ascomycota; Saccharomycetes; Saccharomycetales; Saccharomycetaceae. The transcript has a single exon. Gene Ontology annotation, biological process: Golgi to plasma membrane protein transport; Golgi organization; Golgi vesicle budding. Gene Ontology annotation, cellular component: Golgi cisterna; trans-Golgi network; cytosol.